AUGGCCUCCUCCGUUAUACCAGCAGCUGAUCUCAGAUCUUUUACGGAGUAUCUGAAAGGAUGUAAACGAAUUAUCGCCCUCUGCGGAGCAGGCUUAUCUGCGUCCUCUGGGCUUCCAACAUUUCGGGGAGCCGGUGGUCUCUGGCGGUCCUACGAGGCUAUGGACUUAGCUACUCCCGAGGCUUUCGAAGCGAAUCCGGACCUAGUAUGGCAUUUCUACAGCUAUCGCAGACACAUGGCGCUCAAGGCGAAGCCAAACCGCGCACACUAUGCUCUUGCGGAGCUUGCACGAAGGAAUAGAGAUUUCAUCACUUUGACUCAAAAUGUUGAUGACCUGUCGCAACGCGCGAACCAUCCCUCCGAACAACUUCACCUUCUGCACGGCUCUCUGUUUACCGUCAAAUGCACGUCAUUCUACUGCACCUACAUCCAGGAAAAUGAAUUCACCGAUCCUAUAGUCCCCUCGCUCGCGGGCGCAAAGGGGAUCCCGGACCCGACUCCUUCCGGUGAGGAUAAGACGGGUGAGGAGGCCUCUCGAGCGCUGUCCAGUGCAAUGAGAAAAGAGGAGGAGAGAGAACUGGACAUAUCUGAUGAAAGUGUUCCACUACCUUCAAUAAGCCGAAAUGCGCUGCCGCACUGCCCAGAAUGCAAAGAAGGACUCUUGCGGCCUGGUGUGGUGUGGUUUGGUGAAAGCUUGCCGUCACAGACACUCCGGGCGGUGGAUAAAUGGAUGGACUCUGGUCCCAAAGUCGAUCUGAUCUUGGUGAUUGGGACGAGCUCCAGAGUAUAUCCAGCUGCAGGUUAUGUUGACAGAGCUCGUCAACUGGGGGCUAAAGUUGCUGUGAUCAAUAUGGAUCGCAACGAUGUUGGGUCUUCAGGCUUGAAAACUGGUGACUGGUUCUUCCAGGGCGACGCAGGUGUCAUAAUUCCAGAGAUCCUAAAACCUGUCAUUGGUGGUUUAUAG
This is a messenger RNA of Aspergillus clavatus NRRL 1, 963 nucleotides long. RefSeq names its product SIR2 family NAD-dependent protein deacylase. Gene Ontology annotation, molecular function: protein-malonyllysine demalonylase activity; NAD+ binding; protein-succinyllysine desuccinylase activity. The coding region runs from base 1 to 963 and encodes 320 amino acids. The record is from RefSeq and is a predicted model, not a curated record. NCBI's taxonomy places the organism in Eukaryota, Fungi, Ascomycota, Eurotiomycetes, Eurotiales, Aspergillaceae. The transcript is spliced from 2 exons.